GAUGCGUUGCACCAGCGUGGCAUCAGAUCAGCCGCCAGGAGUGCUCAUCAGAGCAGUGCACUGCGUACAAGUACUUCGCCGCUGCCUGCCACAGCCAUACCUGCCGUACCCAUCCCUGCUUCGUCCUGAAGAAUGACCGUGUAGUAAGAAACCCAAACAGCACAGUCGCCAUGAUUGUGCGCCUUCCAGCCAACGCUACGCUGAACGUUCACGAGUUUCUGAAAGGUGUCGACAAGUCUGCAGCAGCGCACGAAUUUGACGCCACAAACUGUCUAGUCGCCGACAGGAGCAUUUUGUCAGCGUGGAUAGGAUCAUGCUCAAGCCUGCGGACCCUGCGCUGUGUCGGCUGCCCUAUACCGCUGAACAACCUGCUGUGGCUGCUACUGGAACGGCUUGUACAGCUGGAACAGCUCGAAUUCUCGCUCGCGAUCUCGCGUGCCGAGGUUGACGAGGUGACUAGGGCAGUUCGUCAGCGCUUCAACAGGGCGCCGGAUACCCUGGCGCACAAUCUGCGCCGAGUGUACACCGAGGUCAGCUGCGAUGAUAACGUUAUCCUCCUCUCCUUUCUGCUCCGCUUCUGCCCCAACGUGACCGAGCUUCAUGUGCACGUCUUGCACGGAAGUUUCCGCAGAUGCGUAGUCCAGGUGAAUCGCAUUUUGGCCUCAGGACCCCGGCUCGAGGGAUUCACAUUUUCCUCCGACAUACCACCAAAGCUAGAGUUUGUGCCAUUUGAAAAAACGUGCUUCAUCAGACAGUCGUUCGUCUGCGCCAACGUCAAUUUCCAGAACUCGAGCGGUCCCUCGAGCUGCGUUUGGCUACGCGACCUCAACCACACGCUUGCGGGCCGGGUGCUUCCCUCGCAACUGGUCCUAGUCUUAACUCACCACGCCGAUGUCCUAGGCGGAAUAAUCAGCGCGGCUAUUAGACACAUCUGGACGGCCGUCCGCGUUCUUUGUCUCGUCCUGCUUCCAGAGCAAUCUUUUUCGGCUGUACCCGAGCCGAUAGCCGACAUCGCCUACCUCAGCGGUCUGCGCGUGUUCUUUCCCGUCGUUCGGUACGUUGUCGAGCUGAACGUGAGCUCGUUCCACUUCGGUCAGGACCUGGACCUAACGAAACUGCUCCAAGACGCAGGACUCGUGUUCCUGCAGGCGCUCUCGACGCCGCCCUGCGGGCUCCACCAACCACUCGCGGCGCGGCGACUGGCCCACGUCUUCCGACGGCUCGUAGACCUCGACGUGCGCGUGGAACGGCGCGGAUACUUCCUCCGCUGCACCCUGUGCCAGCUCGAGUUCCGACUCAACCCCGCUGACGUGGCCGAGCUGCACGACACCUUCACGGGGUCUCGCCGCAGCCUUCGCCGACUCACGCUCAGCGGCAUACCCAAUCUGGGGUCCCUCGACUUUCUCCAGCGCUGCAAGGUGGAAGAACUCCGCCUCAUCGACUGCCCCUGUCCAUGUCACCCGGACUUCCCGAACCUCGGAGAACUGCUAACCAGCAACAGGAAUCUAAUUUUUCUGGCGCUUCGGCAACCCACACUGCCUUUCGGCACAAGGCAACUGGUGGUGAACGUGACCAGAGUUGAAAGGCUGGAGUACUUGUGCCUGCAGACGGGACUUGGCGUUCCCGAUAACACCGCGGAGACACAAGUGGCAGCGCUGGCCGCUGGACUGCCGAACCUGAAAUAUCUGCAUGUUCAUUACUGGGACCCGGCGAAUUGCAACGUGCAGCGCCUCACGUGGAUGCGUCUUGACAGACCGGAAGCUGGAGGCCGCAUGAUUUGGAACGAGGCCUGCAUGUUGUGUUCAACGGCCACAUUUAUAGGACUCGCCAAGCCCCGGAACCGGGGAUAUUUGUCUGACAUGACGCAUUAAACCGUCGGUGCAUAUGCGUUACGACGGCGAAGCACUUGUGCGUGAAAUUACCAUCCGCCGUGCACCAGUCGUGCGAAAAAGGUGGCCUCCAAGGCACCGAACAAUGCGUCCAACAAGGCGUCCAACAAAACUUGAAGCCUGUUUUCAACAGCCUGAGCUGCGACUUCUCCGACGGCUUGUCCUGCGUAUUUGAUGGUUUCGAGGCACAUUACUCUUUACCUCACUCAUGAAAUCAUUAAGAGUUCUUGCCUCGCUCGAUAUGUGUCCGUACAUUGAAGUAGCUGGUUCAUGGACUGAUUCCUCGUGUGAUCCGACGUGCACAAACGCCUGAAUCGCACAAGUUCCUAAUCAGGUUCCAACAAACCAAACAGCUAUCCUUAUGACAGGCGCCGCAUGUCGCGUCGGGCGCGAUGCAGAACGUCUUCACCAUUUGAGCAAAACGCGCUCGAUUCGACACGCGGCGCGUCUCGAAAGUGGCUGCUCUGAAUGCUAAGACUUGAGAGCCAGUUAGAACUUGCGGUCGGACUGGACUCUGCACGGAAGAGUGCGUGGAG
Molecule: messenger RNA, 2425 nt
Organism: Dermacentor silvarum
Lineage: Eukaryota; Metazoa; Arthropoda; Arachnida; Ixodida; Ixodidae
Exons: 3
Coding region: 171-1871 (566 amino acids)
Source: RefSeq, a predicted model, not a curated record